AUGGCCAAUGUGGACAGACUCAUGGAGCACAUUGGAUACUUUGGACCUUUCCAGAAGAAGAUAGCCAUACUUGGUUCUUUGCCAGUGAUACUUUUUGCCUUUGUGUUUGUUGGAGUUGUCUUCCUGGGGCACACCCCUGAUCACUGGUGCUGGACUCCUGGAUCUGAGCAGCUUGUGGACGAGUGUGGCUGGACUGAGGUCGAGGUGCGAGAAGUUACCGUUCCCCACGCGGCCGGAUCGUUCUGCCAAAGAUAUUCUGCAAAUUGGCCCCAAAGCCAAAACAAAUGUGAUGCGGUGAUGUGGGAGCUGGCUUUGAAUGGAUCUCAGACGUUGCCGUGUGAUGGCAGAUGGGUAUUUGACAAGAGCUACACAACUACUGUUUCGGAGUUUUCACUGGUCUGUGAAAGAGCCUGGCUUGCUGAACUAAAUCAGGUGCUCCUGGCUAUCGGAUUUUUUACUGGCGCUUUUGUGACUAGCUAUAUAGCUGACAGGUUCGGCAGAAAGCCAUGCGUCAUUGCCUCAAUGCUUGGCCUAGGAAUUACUGGAGUAGGGAUCAUGCUGUCACCCUGGUACCCACUGCUGCUCCUCUUGCGAUUUGUACAGGGAUUUUGUGGAAAGGGAGCAUGGACAGCCACCUACGUUCUAGUUGUUGAGUUUUUUGGAGCAGAACACAGAAAAUUUGUGUCUAUGGUCAGUCGGAUUUUCUACUCUGUUGGUUUGGUCAUCCUGCCUGGCCUGGCUUACAUUCUGGUCUCCUGGAGGAAUCUGCAGCUGGCUAUGAGUCUUCCUUCCUUUCUGUUUGUCUCAUACUACUGGUUUGUCCCAGAAUCUCCUCGGUGGUUGUUUUCCCAAGGAAGAAACACAGAGGCCAUGAAAGUUGUUUCAAACAUGGCGAAAUGUAACAAUAGAGUUUUGCCACAGAAUAUCCAGGAGAUGAUUCCUUUGGAGGAAAAGAAAGAAGCGCCUUCAGUGUCAGUCAAGGAUUUAUUUCGGACACCAAACAUAAGAAAAAACACACUGAUUUUAACUUAUGCCUGGUUUACAAGCACUGUUGUGUUUCAAGGCCUGGUCCUACGGCUCGGGAUAAUUGGAGGUAAUCUAUUCCUGGAUUUCUUCACCUGUGCUGUGGCAGAGCUGCCCGCAGGCCUCAUCUUCUAUCUGCUGGUGGACAGAGUGGGCCGACGCUGUCUAAUGGCCAUGACUAACCUCACCGCAGGAAUCGCUUGCCUCGUCGUCCCUUUCAUGUCCACCAAUUACUCCUGGUUGGGAAAGUCUGUCGCAAUCAUUGGGAGGCUUGCUGUUGCCAUUGGGUUUGAGACUGUGAACUUCGCAAACACAGAGAUGUAUCCCACCUCUCUGAGAAAUGUGGGUCUGUCCGUGUGUUCGUCAGCCAGUGACAUUGGUGCGAUUGCAUCUCCCUUCCUGCUGUACAGACUGUCCAACGUCUGGAAGGAGCUGCCUCUUAUUCUUUAUGGUGUCAUGUUGGUGCUGUACAGUGCUCUGGUGACAUUGUUGCCUGAAAUGAGUGGAGUUUCCCUGCCUGAAAACAUAGAGGACGUGGAAAAUCUGAAGAGGGUGAGAAAGAAAUCGAAGAAUAAAACUGGAGACAACCCAGUUAUAUGACAAAGGACCGAAGACCUGACUAGAAGGACUGUUCCUCUGUUAUUUUGCACAGAAGUACUGUUUUUUUAUUCUGCAGAUUUGUGUUACAUAAUUUUGUGCUGCUCAACGGUGUUUAUCUGAGAUUUGCCCAGCAACCAAAUCUAUAUUUUUCAGGACAAAAAAAAAAUCAGAUAUUUAUAUCACUGAUAUGCAGAGCUUUGCUUUUGCUUGUAGUUUUUCCCCUCAUUCAAGUGUCUGUUACAUAACAUGUUAUUUCAAAAACAUCUUUAAAAUCCACCCGAAGCUUUGCAGCCUCAUGGACUUUUGUAGAACAUCUUUCAUGCAACCUCCUUAGGGAGAAAUC
Molecule: messenger RNA, 1966 nt
Organism: Fundulus heteroclitus (mummichog)
Lineage: Eukaryota; Metazoa; Chordata; Actinopteri; Cyprinodontiformes; Fundulidae
Gene: slc22a3
Product: organic cation transporter 2
Exons: 11
Coding region: 1-1623 (540 amino acids)
Biological process (GO): transmembrane transport
Cellular component (GO): membrane
Molecular function (GO): transmembrane transporter activity
Source: RefSeq, a predicted model, not a curated record